This is a messenger RNA of Plasmodium knowlesi strain H, 522 nucleotides long. Its product is annotated as conserved Plasmodium protein, unknown function. The record is from RefSeq and is a predicted model, not a curated record. The transcript is spliced from 2 exons. The coding region runs from base 1 to 522 and encodes 173 amino acids. NCBI's taxonomy places the organism in Eukaryota, Apicomplexa, Aconoidasida, Haemosporida, Plasmodiidae.
AUGGCACGUCUUCUUCGUAUUAUUUUGGCGAUGGCCUUCAUCGUCUGGAUAUCACCUUGUUCAACCAUUGAUCCAAAAAUUGAAAAGGCAUGUGCUAGAAGGCCGCCAAAAUAUUGGAACGAAGAAAUAGAAGAUUAUCCGGAUUUCUAUUUUAGUACAAAUCAUGCUCGAAAAAAAUCAUUCUUUAAAAAACUUGCUUAUCCUAUAAAAGCGAUCGAUGCUCAUUUGGAUAAAGUUGUACUUCGAAAUAUGAUGCCAGAGCUAGAAGACCCUGAUGAGAUUCCUCACACGCGCUGGGGCCACUUCUGUCGAUUUGUCGGAGACAACCUAAUUUUUGCUAUAGCUAUACUGUUUAUAGUAGCUGGACUUCUUGUUAUAUAUUUAACUGAUUUGGAGAGGUUCAUUAAAAGUUUAGUUUUUUCUUGCGCAAUAUCGGUACCUAUUUUUUUAGCAUUAAUUGUCUUUAAAAAGGUAUUGAAGGUAAAUUACAUGUACAAAUUAGGGCUCGAGGAAUAUUAUUAA